Messenger RNA from Microthlaspi erraticum, 1050 nucleotides. NCBI's taxonomy places the organism in Eukaryota, Viridiplantae, Streptophyta, Magnoliopsida, Brassicales, Brassicaceae. The record is from the annotation of a GenBank genome assembly.
AUGAAGCUUCGAAUAUUAUGUCUCGCUUUGGUAUUACUAGCCGUCGAAGCCAAUGCAGCGAAGCCAGCAAAGAAUACAACAAUUCCAUCACUAAUAGUUUUUGGAGAUUCAAUAAUGGAUACUGGUAACAACAAUAAUCUUCCCACUAUGCUAAAAUGCAACUUCCCUCCUUACGGCAAAGACUAUCCUGGAGGUUUAGCCACUGGAAGAUUUUCUGAUGGAAGAGUUCCCUCUGAUCUAAUUGCUGAAAAGUUGGGAUUGGCAAAGACAUUGCCAGCUUAUAUGAAUAAAAAUUUGAAGCCUGAAGACCUUCUUAAAGGUAUAACAUUUGCGUCCGGAGGAACUGGUUACGAUCCAUUAACGGCUAAAAUUAUGAAAGUGAUAUCGGUGUGGGAUCAACUGACAUAUUUCAAACAAUAUAUAGCAACGAUCAAGAAACAUUUUGGAGAAGAAAAAGCUCAAAAUAUCUUGGACAACAGUUUUUUUGUCGUGGUUUCUAGUAGCAAUGACCUUGCUCACACUUAUUUAGCUCAAUCUUUUAGCUACAGUCGUACAUCCUAUGCAAAUUUCUUAGCUGACUCAGCUGUCAAGUUCGUAAGAGAAUUACAUAAACUUGGAGCAAAGAAAAUUGGAGUGUUUAGUGCAGUACCUGUUGGGUGUGUACCACUUCAAAGAACGGUGUUCGGAGGUAUAUUUACAAGAGGAUGCAAUCAACCUUUAAACAAUAUGGCAAAACAAUUCAACGCAAGGCUUUCUCCAGCACUGGAUGCUUUAGAUAAAGAGUUGGAUGGUGUUAUCCUUUACAUUGAUGUUUAUGAUACUCUUUACGACAUGAUCCAACACCCUAAAAAAUACGGUUUUGAAGUAGCGGACAGAGGAUGUUGUGGUACCGGUGCUCUUUCAAUAUCGUAUAUGUGUAACUCACUACAUCCGUUCACAUGUUCUAACUCUUCGUCCUAUAUAUUCUGGGAUAGCUACCAUCCAACUGAAAGAGCUUAUCAAGUUAUUGUUGACAGCUUACUUGAAAAAUAUUUAAGCAAACUCGUUUGA